UUCUUGAAGUUAAAGUUAAUUUUAUUUGUUAGUAUUCAAUACUUUGUCGUUUCAAAUAGAGGAGAGAUGGAGUAGCCAGGAGGAAGAGUGUUUCAUUAGGUGAUGGUGUAGUUGUUUUGUUUUUAAGAUAUUUUUCGUAGUGGAGAUUACCAAAAUAAUAUAACGACCUACUUGGAAGAAAUCUGCGAGAUUUCAUUUUGAGCAAGAAAGGGGAUGAAGUGAGUUGGGGUAGUAGAUCUUGUAUUGUGUCGUGUAUGACGUCUUGUGUGCGUCAUUUGUUCCACGUCACUUGAAGCAGAAAAAGACGUCAUACAUAAGGAAAGCAGUAGGACUUAAAUGACCAAGUUGGCGGGAAAAAGCAGCGGUCUUUUCCCGCCAUCUUCUUUAUGACUCUCAGUGACAUUCGUAUGAGUUUGUGCCUCUUCGAUUCGAUUCAUUUCCAAAUUUCUUCAUCCUCAUCGUCAUCUGCCGGGGCUCGUCGAGCGUUGCGUUGUUGUGUGUGCAAUACGUCGUGCGUAUGAAAGAUAGUCCGCUGUUCACACGUGUGUGAUAACAACCUGUUUUCUUGUGGACUUAAGGACUGAAGUAAUGACAAGAAUUCGAAAGUGUUUAGCAUUGUUGUUCUACAUUGUCUUCCUCAUUCUGGUUAGCGAGCUGUUUGUCAUGGACAAGUUCCUAAGCAAAAAAAUAAACUGGAGAAAAUCAUCGGUUGUGUCCUCUGAAACAAACGCUUCUCUGCCGACGGUAAACUCCUUGCUGGACAACACCACGGUCUUUGCGACGCUCAACGUUGUCCCGCACAACAACUUCGACAUCCUGACUGCACUGACCAGUACAUCGUCGUCCACCGGUCAUCCUGUCACAACUCCUACUAACGGUCACGUGUCGCACAGCUCCUACACCUCCCCACGUGGCACAAAUACAACAGGAGUCACUGUAUCGUCGGACCCGCUCAUCGCAACCAAAGUCUUGUGUAUCAGUUUUAUAGGCCGACUAGGAAACCAACUCUUUCAGUACGCAUCCGUUUUGGGCAUAGCUCUUAGGACGAAGCGGAUACCGGUUUACCUGGGGGAGACUUUUCUGUCGGAUGUGUUGAGAAACACUUCACUGAUUGACGCGUCUUCCCGCUACGCACAUCGGUGUGAGGACGUCUUUCUAAUGGAAGAAGGUUGUUGUAAGUUUUUCACGGAAUAUUUCGAGCUGAAUUCUAGUAGAGAUUACAGGAUCGGGGAGUAUCUUCAGUCCUGGCGAUAUUUCACCGAACACGAAGCGGAAGUACGUCACGCGUUGACGUUCAAGGACACGAUUGUGUCCCAAGCUCAACAAACGGUCGACUCCCUAAGACAGAAAUUCAAUCGCACGCUGACAGGUAUCCAUGUACGCAGAGGAGACUAUCUAAUAGAUAGAAAGACAGCACCUGUAGAAUACCUGCUGCAUGCCAUGGACUACGUCCGAAAAAGAUUCCGUGAAGUCGUUUUUGUCGUUUCUUCUGAUGACCUCGAAUGGUGUAGUCAGCAGUUAGCUAACGAAAGUGACGUCACAUUGCUGCAGCAUCAGUCAUCGCCUGCAGUUGACAUGAUGAUUCUUGCGUCACUGGAUCACAUGAUCAUGACGGUGGGGACCUACGGGUGGUGGGCGAGUUUUCUGAACCCCGGGAUUACCGUCUACUAUCGAGACUUUGUUGAUCCGGAUACAGAUCUUGCAACACUCUUCAACCCAAACGGAACGGACUACUACCGUCCGGACUGGAUUUCCUUAUCCUGACUUUAAUCAGAGAAUACAACGGUUAACGUUUUACUGACAAUUAUAUUUUAUUGUUAUACUGUUAUUGUCAUUUUGUUAUUGUUAUAUUAUCUUUAGUCUGUUCAUUUUACACUAUCGAGUAAAUCACGCAUAGUAACACUACAAAGUCCAAACAGAAGCAAAAAUCUAAAUGUGCCCGAAACCUGGUAAGUUUAAAAUAAAUCCAUUUGAAGACGAUUGUUUUGAGUAUGUGUGCUGUACUAGCGCGUAAAUGAAACAUAAAAGAUAGUUAUUUUAAUCUAAUUGUUGAAAAUAUUUGAGAUGUUAGCAAAAUGUCAUAUUUAUUGCCUUUACAUUUUUUCUGUUUUUGUUGCUGAUGGACUGCAUUAAAAAAGAAAUCAUAUAAGGGUGUCAAAUUGAGCUGAGCUUUUUUCCAGUUUGUUUAGCCUGAAGAGACGUGAUAUUCAAACUAUUUACUAACCUUUUCUAUUUGUUCUAUCUUAUUUAACGUAAGUAUACCUCAAAAAACACUUUUCGUAGUCGACCCAGUAACUUACUUCUUUUUUCUCUGAAAGCUCCAGUAGAAUCGUCAAAGUUCCAAACUAAAAGAGAGAUAAAUAGAACUAGACAACCCUAAAGACCAAACCUGCUGUCAUUAAGCUUCACGUAGUGAAGAAAAGAUAUUUAAAAAAAUAAUUAAGGACCACUUUUUUACAACUUUUAAUUCAUCUCUCAGUUCGGACGACAGAGCUCUGACCACAAGGAUAAAAAUAAAAAUUUAUAUCUAUAUCUAUAUAUCACACACUAAGGGAGACUAGUCUUGAUAACUUGUCGAAUGUCAUGCCUGCCUCCCUUUCCUUUGACACACUUCCUUUUUUUUCCCUUUAAAAAAAACGCAGAAAAAUCCCAAUAAAAAUAAUAUAAGUAACAUUUUUUUUCCAAACAUAAUUACAGUUAAAAUUUACUAAAAAAUUGUAAAGAAAAAUAGUUUGUCUCCGCAUGUUCUUUAAACUCUACCCGAGCACUGUGCAUGAUAGGGUAAUGGACCCCAGUGUCAGUCAUCAGACUCAUGCAUUCUAAUCAAGCAUAACGUGUACACGCUUACAAAGCUCCUACCUUACUACAGACAACACUAACGCAAACUGGCUAAUAUCCGCUCCUUUCAUCUUGAAAGGAAAAGACAAAACAAAACCAAACAAAAACCAAGAACUAAGCAAGAUUACUGUGUGAACACACAAAACACAGACAUACCUAAAAGAUCAAAUUUCUUCUCCUGUUUCUCCAUCAACAAAUGUUGAACUGCGCCGUUGGUCCUUGCGAACAAAAAAAAAAAAAAAGCAGGAUGCCUGUAGUGUCUGUAGUACCGCACAAUACAAAACAAACUACUUAGCAAGUGUAAAUAACUAGAGUUGACCUAUUUGUGUAAAUGCCAUUUUGACUAUAUUGCAUGACUGAAUGCUGGUUUCUCAGCGCCAUGUCCCAGACAGGCUAUUAUCAGUCAAGUGGACUGGUCACACAGACUAUUUAUUGUCUUCUUGUCACCAAGGGCGACCACUGGCAGGCAGCGACUAAGGGAAGGUAUUCAGCAAAUUACCUCGUCUCAAUCCUUUGUCCCAGGACCCGGUAGUCCUGGCCGAAAAAUAGUUUCGUAUCAGGAACAGGUGCCUUGGUAUUGUCAGAUCGGAGUUUUCACAUAUUCUGGCUGGCAAAUCAGAAACAUAAAAAGAGCAAAGAUAAAUCUAAUCGUCCUAUUUUGUUUUCUUGUGCCUUAUCAAUGCCUUCCAUGUAUUUCGAUGUGUGAAAUGAUGGACGGGAAAGGAGAUGUGUGCCGGGUGCUCUUGGUGUACACAGCGGGUUCAGGUCUGAUGAGCAUAUGGAGGACAGGACGCGUCAAGUCUGAUGGGAUUUGGUGGUGCAGCGACUCUGAAGUUCACUUGUAAAGAUGUCAGCAGACCGCAGCACAAUGACACCGAGCUGGCUGACCUACUGAGGUGAAGACCACGAGGGACAUCUCCCCCUUAUUUCCCCCGCCCCCUUCUUCAUACCCACCAGCUAAAUUCUACCCUCAUCCCCCUUUCUCCUGAGUCCUCAGCGGACGACCGUUUGGGAUAUUUUAGCUUUUAUUGUCGUGCCACGUCAAUUAAAUACUCGUUCGUCACCCACUCUAUUCAGUUUGUUCGAGGUUUUCAAUGUUAUUCAAACCUUUAUGGUCUGCUCGUUCAGAGGCGAACAGAAGAUCGAGAAGAAAAUGUUUUGGAAUACAAAAACCAAGAAAAAUGUUUUGGAAUUGUUUGUUGUUUAUUCAUGAGAGAGUAUCUGUGAAUUUUCCCACGCGUGCAAGUGUUUGUGCGUUUAUGUUUGUGUGAGUGCGCCGCUGCUUGUGGAUUCAAUACACUACGCAUGCGUGAAGGUGUUCAGGACGAGGGGUCAGAUUACGAAACGAAAUCAGGGUCAAGUACAAUAUGCCACCGACAGGACAUUGUAAGAUAUUGAAGCAAGCGGACAUCAACAUUAAGAAGAUCGUAGUAUCACUAGCUUUAUAUAUUGGCAAUUCUUGUGCUUAGUAACUUUGUACUUUGUUUCAUGGUCGCACACUUAGCC
Pomacea canaliculata is the source of this 4344-nucleotide messenger RNA. Its product is annotated as galactoside 2-alpha-L-fucosyltransferase 2-like. Gene Ontology annotation, biological process: carbohydrate metabolic process. NCBI's taxonomy places the organism in Eukaryota, Metazoa, Mollusca, Gastropoda, Architaenioglossa, Ampullariidae. Gene Ontology annotation, molecular function: galactoside 2-alpha-L-fucosyltransferase activity. The record is from RefSeq and is a predicted model, not a curated record. Gene Ontology annotation, cellular component: membrane. The coding region runs from base 589 to 1764 and encodes 391 amino acids. The transcript is spliced from 4 exons.